GACCACCAGAUCUCCACCCCACUUUUUGGCAUGCGGGAGGGAAAAUCGAGGUCCACGGAAGCUACUCACUAGAUACAUCAUCGACUUUGUCCCCAUCCGUAUUCUGCAAUUGCGCUCCCACCAUUUCCAUAUCAUCAUGACAUCACCAUCGUCACUUACCCUUCGUGACGUACUCUUCGCUCAUCCCCCAUAAGCACCACCGCUACCGUUCAUAUAAGAAACAUACCCAUUCCCACCAGUGACUGCCCGUCAAACCAAUCUUCUUUAAAGAUAACUAAAUGCCCAAAUCCACCGGUCCCCUCCAAGAACAACUCGGCCUCGGCACCUCCAACCAAUCCACACCCAACAUGUCCGGAAACAUGACCGACAACACCACAGCCGCAGCAGACAAGCUCGGCGCAAACAAGGGCACGAAUGCCAUCCCACAGGAGAACCCUAGCGUGCUUAGCAGUGCGGGGGCGAUUGGAAAGAACUUCAACCCAGAUGGCGCAAUCGGCCAGAUCGGCGAGAAGGUCGGUGGCCCGUUCAGCAAGGACGGCGUGAUUGGAAGUCAAUUCGACGCGAGCAAGAACGGGAUUGCUGGACAUGUUGAGAGGGCUGUUGAUGGACCUAGUAAUCCUGCUGGGAGCUCGAAGUAAAUGUAAUCAUGAUAUAAAAGGAGGAAUAUUGUGUUAUAGCCAAGAGGCAUGGGAUGAAAUGAAAUCGUCAUGAUCAUCAUAUCACCACUUCUUUCCUAUCGGUGCAGGCAUUCACGGAUAGUGGGAGUGAAUCGUUGCAGGUUAGCUCCAACCAUUCAUGAAUAGCUGGACCGGCAUGAAAGAAGGUGCAAAGGUGUUUAGACCUCGUUCAUGUAGACAAUCCAGUCAAAUACCAAAGCUCGAAUAGCUCCAAAGCCCACAACACCAGGCCUCACUUUCUAGAUACACGUGACAUUCUCAGCCGCACACAUCUAUUCCCCAAGCC
Messenger RNA from Alternaria rosae, 963 nucleotides. RefSeq lists its product as uncharacterized. The transcript is spliced from 2 exons. Bases 279 to 638 code for a protein of 119 amino acids. NCBI's taxonomy places the organism in Eukaryota, Fungi, Ascomycota, Dothideomycetes, Pleosporales, Pleosporaceae. The record is from RefSeq and is a predicted model, not a curated record.